This is a messenger RNA of Emiliania huxleyi CCMP1516, 1356 nucleotides long. RefSeq lists its product as hypothetical. Gene Ontology annotation, molecular function: transferase activity. Lineage: Eukaryota; Haptophyta; Isochrysidales; Noelaerhabdaceae. Gene Ontology annotation, cellular component: fatty acid synthase complex. Gene Ontology annotation, biological process: long-chain fatty acid biosynthetic process. The transcript has 3 exons. The record is from RefSeq and is a predicted model, not a curated record. The coding region runs from base 1 to 1356 and encodes 451 amino acids.
AUGAAUGCUGAUGCCGGCGCACCCAGCCACGCCGCCCUCUUCACCGGCCAAGGCAUCCCGUCGGGCCAGCUAGCAGAGCUCCGACGGCUCGCGACAGUGGCCGUGAGCCAGGCGUUUCUCGCCGACCUCAGCUGCUUCCUCGUGACUGAGGUGGGCCGCCUCGACGCCGCACUCGCCGGUCGGCACCUGGCGCACGGCCUGGACAUCGCGACGUGGGCGAAGGAGCGGGCCUCGACGCCGGACCUCGACUACCUCAACUCGCCUCCGGUGGCGCUCGUGUUGACGCACGCGGUCCAGCUCGCCGCGUUUCGCUACUCCUGGCGGUGGCGUCCGGUGUCGGCGACAGACGGCACGGGCUUUCCCGGCGUGGCGGCAGCCUCCGGGCACAGUCAGGGCCUGGCGGCGGCCAUGGUUGUGGCGUGCAGCACGGACGAGGCGUCGUUUACCGCGCACUCCAAAUCCUUUGCCCGUGGACUGCUCUAUCUCGGCCUCGCUGUCUCCGAGGCUCUUUCUCUCGGCACGCCGUCUCCGCCGCCUCCCUCCUCGCCGCCGCCUCCCUCCUCGCCGCCGCCUCCCUCCUCGCCGCCGCCUCCCUCCUCGCCGCCGCCUCCCUCCUCGCCGCCGCCUCCCUCCUCGCCUCCGCCUCCGCCCUCCUCCUACGCCCUGGCGUUGACCAAGGUGGACGAGCGACGGGCGCGCGCCCUCGUGCAGGAGUAUGUCGCCUCGUCGGGAGAUCACGUCUCCCUGGUGGUCGCGAAUGGGAGCGAGGCCUUCCUGGUCGCCGGGGAUCCCUCCGCCCUGCGGCGGCUGCAGACGUGGCGUGCCGCCCGCCACGGCCGGCGACCCGGCUGCUUCCUGUCUCGGCACGAACCCACUGCAAGAGCCUCUCAAGGACACGCGCCGUACCACUGCGAGAGCCUCCUCUCCGGCGCGUGCGGGGCGGCGCUGUGCGCGCUGCGCUCGGCCGCCGGGCACGCCGCAGUUGGUAGCGACGCGUUGGCGCGGCCUCUCAUCUCGUGCGUCGACGGCGCGAACCUCGAAGGCUCGUCCGUCGCUUGCCUCCACGAGUACCUCCUGCGCUCGCUCGCCAUGUGGCCUGUGGACUGGCCAGCCGCCGUGCGGGGCCUCCUCCGCUGCGCGCCUUGCGUGCGCCGCUGCGUUGACUACGGGCCGGGCGGCGGGGCCGGCGCGGCUAAGAUGAGCCGGCAGGCCGCGGCCGAGGAGGAGGGCGUUACUUUUGAGUACUACACGCAGCUGGUGCGACCAGGCCCGCUGCCGCAGUCCUGGCUUGCUUGGCUCAAGCUGGAGGAGGAGAGAGAGGGAGGGGGUCCGUGCGUCGUCGACGCGCCGUCCUGA